Molecule: messenger RNA, 3145 nt
Organism: Cotesia glomerata
Lineage: Eukaryota; Metazoa; Arthropoda; Insecta; Hymenoptera; Braconidae
Gene: Amph
Product: amphiphysin
Exons: 9
Coding region: 207-1439 (410 amino acids)
Cellular component (GO): cytoplasm; plasma membrane
Molecular function (GO): protein binding; phospholipid binding
Source: RefSeq, a predicted model, not a curated record
AUAGUGUCAGUACCUCUCGGCGCUUUGGUCGGUACAGUUGGCAUCAUAUUCUGAUACAGUUUAAUGAUUAAGUGCUAAGCAACCACACGGCUGAAAUUCUUCUAAGUUAGUGUUUAAAAUUUAACAGUACACCUAUAAUUAACAUUAUUUAAAAAUAAUCCAAAUUAACAAUCAUUUAUAAAAAAGCUAAAAUCGUAAGUGAAAAAAUGGCUGAAAGUAAAGGUGCGUUAAUUGCUAAAACAGUGCAAAAACAUGCAGGCAGAGCUAAAGAGAAGUUUCUUCAAAACCUUGGCAAAGUAGAUAGGACGGCAGAUGACAUAUUUGAUGAGCAUCUUCAAAACUUUACACGCCAACAGAAUGCUGCAAAUAGACUUCAAAAAGAAUUCAAUAAUUACAUCAGAUGUGUUAGGGCUGUCCAAGCAGCGUCUAAAACCCUUAUGGAUUCCCUUAAUGAGAUUUAUGAAAGCCAAUGGACUGGCCACGAUUUAUUGUACGUUCAAGCACAAAGUUUAGAUGUGCUAUGGCAAGACUUUACUCAUAAACUUGCGGAUCAGGUCCUUGUGCCUCUUAAUACAUAUCAAUGUCAAUUUCCGGAAAUGCGGAAAAAAAUUGACAAACGUGGCCGUAAAUUGGUAGAUUACGACGGUCAAAGACACAACUUUCAAUCAUUACAAUGCAAUCCAAAGAAGCGUGACGAGACUAAAGUGAUGAAAGCUAAAGAAUUAUUGGAUGAGGCUAAACGAACUUACGAGCAACUUAAUUCAGAGCUUCAUGAUGAAUUGCCAGCGCUUUAUGAUUCACGUGUACUCUUCCUCGUCACCAAUUUGCAGACUCUCUUUGCGGCUGAACAAGUAUUUCACGUGGAAAGUGCCAAGGUUUACUCAGAAUUAGAAGCGAUCGUUGAUAAGCUUGCAAAUGAUAGUCAAAGAGGUUCUUACACAUUAAAAAAAAACUCAGAGCCACAAUCACCAAAAUCUCCAAACGCAAACUCGUCUUUGAUAAUCAACACACAAGCACCAUCUCAAAACAAUAUUUCACCUGCUCUCGAAACGAAGACAAUCGAGAAACGAAAUUCAUCGCCUACAACUCAAUUGAACGGCAAUGCAAAUAGUAAUGCUAACAGCAAUGAUAAUUCAGUGAAUAGUCAAGAUGUAUCACCACAAAGCUCAGUAGUGCCUGUUAAACGUGUUGAAGAAUUGUAUGAUAUACCAGUGGGAGCGACUACUGAAAAUUUGCCAGCUGGCGUUUUGUACAGGGUCAAGGCUACUUACAAGUAUGGUCGUGAAGAUAUGGAUGAAUUAUCAUUUGACGUCGGGGAAAUUAUACAAGUUGUUGAAUACGAUGACCCUGAAGAACAGGAGGAAGGAUGGCUAAUGGGUAUUAAAGAAGGCACUAAUGAAAAAGGAAUGUUUCCAGCAAACUUCACGAAGCCACUGUAAGCCUAAAGCUCAAUUUGCGACGUACACUCCACUGCUCACAAACCAGCGUCUUUAAUAAUAAGAUAUUAUAAUUUGUAAAAAAUAAAAAUAUUUAAAUUGUAAAUUCAAAAACAAUCGAAAACUGCACGAACAGAGAUUGUAUCGUUGUAUAAUUGAAAAGAAUCCGAAAAAAAGGUAAUUAAAAAAUCAUUAGUUAUAACGAGAAUUGAAAGCGAACAACUUAAAAAUUUAUAUUUAAAAAUAAAAAUAUUAAUAUAUAUAAAUUAAAAGAGAGGACUAAAUGCUGGAGGCUGCUCACUGCGGAUCAUGUUAACGAUUAAUGGGUCGCAAAGUGCCUUAAAAAUCCAGCCGAAUAUCUGUGCCAAUCACUGGUUAUAUGAAAAUAAUUUUCACAUAAUUCUCUUAUACAAUAAAAUAAAUAUUUAUAUACAAAUAUACAUCACCGAUAAUCAAAUGAAAUUUUUGGUGUAUUUGAUUUUUAUUUAAUAUUAUUAAUUAAUUAAUUACUAUAAAUCAAAUUGAUAUAAAGAACAAAUGAAAAAAUCAGUAAAAUUAUAAUGGAGUUGUAUGAAAGAGCGAGCGAACGAAUAAUAUUUAUAAUACGUCUUUCAUAACUAAUUGUCAAUUGGAAUAAAUUAACACGCGGGGAAAUAGCUUAUUAUUUAUGACUGUAUGUAAUAGCAAUUAGCAAUGAGUUUAAUUAAUUUUUAUAAAAGUAUUAUUUUUUGUUUAUUAAUAUUAUUAAUUUUUUUUAAGCUACUGUUUUUGUCUGAUGAUAAUUAUAACUUUUGUUUGUUUAUUUGUUUUAUAAUUUUUAUUUAAUGAAAAGUUGAUGAUCAAUCGGGUGAUUUCCCCUAGUGUGUCUCUAAAUUAGAUAUGAGAGAUUCUUUUUCAAACAGCCAAAAUAUUAUUAAAUUAAAAUAUAUGUAAUUAAAUACUUACAUAUUAAAUAAAAUAUUAUUUUAUGAGAUUGUAAAUAGAAUAAUGAAUUAUGAGUUUUAGGACUAUUUUAUAAAAUAUCUUUGAGGCCAAGAUUGCGGUUAAGUAAUUUUAAAAAAAUUUGUUGAUUGCCAAUAACACUUAAGUAAUACUGUCGAAUUAAAUUAUUUCAAAUUAAAAAAAAAAAAAAAACGUAUCUGAAUCGCCUUUUCAAUGAUUGUGCAGUUAAAUUAUAAAUAAUAAUGGUCCAAUUUAUAAAGUAAUAAAUAAAAUUACAAAUAUACAAUGUAUUCAUUUACUAAAAGAAAGUAAAACAUAUUUUAUGAAAAACAAAUAUUAAAAUUAUUUCAUUAUUUUAAUGUUGUUAUUGUAUAGUUAAAAUUUUCAAAACAUUAAUUUUAUUAAUUAUUAUUGAUUAUAAUGUUAAUUAUCUAUCACAUCAUUUAUAUAAAAUCUUGUAUAGUUUUGAGAAAUAAAAAAAAAUUAAUUAAUUGUACUAAUACUUAAUGAAAGUUGGAUGAAAAAAUUAAUUUUUUUCUUAUAAAAUUAAGUUUUUUAUGGCGAAUUCUUGUAUUAUAUAAAUGAGAUUUUAAAAUUAAAUCGUUUUAAUAAAAUAGAUAUUUUUCAUAUACACAUUAAAAUAAUUAUCGCUCUAAAAUGUACUUUAAAUACUAUCUGCUCCGAGGGCAACAGUUCCGAGGUGGCGAUUUUUGGGGCUCCGCUCUCAAUAAAUUGCAUAUGAAUUUCUAUAAGACGCGAUUUCAGCC